Molecule: messenger RNA, 4365 nt
Organism: Cyphellophora attinorum
Lineage: Eukaryota; Fungi; Ascomycota; Eurotiomycetes; Chaetothyriales; Cyphellophoraceae
Product: Xanthine dehydrogenase
Exons: 3
Coding region: 1-4365 (1454 amino acids)
Molecular function (GO): FAD binding; 2 iron, 2 sulfur cluster binding; iron ion binding
Source: RefSeq, a predicted model, not a curated record
AUGACGGCUCUCCCCUUUCACGCGAAACCUGCGACGGUUCCCGCAGCAUUCGAGAAGCUGCGACCGCUCAUAGAAUCGGAGUUCACGCAGUCGACAUUAACAUUCUAUCUCAACGGUGUGAGGAUCGACCUCGCAAACCCGAAUCCCGCCUGGACAUUGUUAGACUUCAUCAGGUCGCGGCAUGGCCACAAAGGCACCAAGCUUGGAUGCGGCGAGGGAGGUUGCGGUGCAUGCACUGUGGUUCUCCAGACAUGGGAUGCCUCCCGCAAAGGACCAUGGCACACAGCUGUCAAUGCCUGCUUGUAUCCAUUGGUCGGAGUUGUUGGCAAGCACCUGAUCACUAUCGAAGGACUAGGCAGUGUUGACCACCCACAUCCUCUGCAAGAACGAAUUGCCAAGCUCCAUGGUUCACAAUGUGGUUUCUGUACGCCAGGAAUCGUCAUGUCGCUGUACGCUUUGGUCCGAAACGCAUACGACCCUGUGUCACAAGUCUUCGAUCUAUCAGCCGAGCAGAUCGAGAUGGAAGGUGUUCUUGACGGCAACCUCUGCAGAUGUACAGGCUAUAAACCGAUCCUGCAGGCUGCCAAGACCUUCGUUACAGAAGACCUUCGAGGUAAGGUCAAGGAAUCUCCCGCGGUGUCGGUGAACCUAGACGAACUCGAGAGUGAUGUUCCCUACAAGUCAGAAGAUGCCGUCAGAGUACCUGGUGCAUCGUCAAGAAGCUGUGGUAGACCUGGUGGUUGCUGCAGAGACAAACCGCUCGCAAGCACAGCGGACUCCACAGAUUCGACAGAGUCGUCGAGCGAAGCCACUAACUCCGCAUCUGACGCCGAAUCCCACACAAGCAACGAGCUUGAUGUAACAGGCGCCGAGUAUGGUAAGCCGAUCCGUGCUCGAGUCAGGGCUACAGGGCCAGGAGAUGAAGGUGAAGGGACCAAGACGAGAAGUUCGACGGACGUACCUCCGCCUGUUGCCAAGGACGGACACCUGGAGACCAACUUUGCCGCUUAUACUCCAGGAACCGAGCUCAUCUUUCCUCCAGCUUUGCGCAAAUUCGUCCCUGAGCCGAUAUGUUAUGGAGACGACAAGGCAAUAUGGCUGCGGCCAACCACGGUGGAUCAGGUCUUGAGAAUCAAGGCUCUCGAUCCUACCAGCAAAGUUGUGGGCGGCUCGAGUGAAGUGCAAGUCGAAAUUAGAUUCAAGCACUCCAAAUUCGUGGUUUCGAUAUUCCUGGGAGAUCUACCAGAGUUGACAGCAACCAGCCUCCCCGACCAUGAGGCAGGCAUAAACAGCAUGACGGAAUUGAUCGUUGGCGCCAACACAUCCUUGACCAGGCUCGAGGGCAUCUGUGCAGACUUGGCCCAGAAGCUGGGACGUCGUGGGCUUGUCCUCGAAGCGUGUCGGAAGCAACUGAGGUACUUCGCCGGCCGACAGAUCAGGAACGCCGCCUCGCUUGCUGGAAAUCUUGCUACAGCAUCCCCCAUAUCUGACAUGAACCCUGUUCUCCUAGCUGCAGGCGCCACUGUUAUAGCUAAGAGCCAGGAACAAGCAGAGAUCGUGCUGCCCAUGGUAGAUUUCUUCAAGUCCUACAGAGUGACAUCUCUGCCAGCAGACGCCAUCAUCACGAAAAUUCGGAUACCGAUACCCAGUGCAGACGACAGACAAAUUUUCAAGGCCUACAAGCAAGCCAAGAGAAAGGAUGAUGACAUUGCCAUUGUCACAGCGGCAUUCAGUGUAAAGCUUGAUACCGAGGGCAAGGUGGACCGCAUCUCGCUCGCAUAUGGCGGCAUGGCUCCAAUGACUGUUCUCGCAAAGAAGACAAUGGCUGCCCUGCAGGGCAAGCCGUGGUACAGCCCAGAAACCUUGGACCUAGCGCUCAAGACCAUCGGCGACGACUUCAACCUGCCGUUUGGCGUGCCUGGCGGUAUGGCUUCCUACCGUAAGACUCUCGCAAUGUCUUUCGUCUUCCGCUUCUGGCAUACAGUCGUCUCAGAGCUUGGUCUCGGUCAGGUAGAUCGUGACCUGAUCGAAGAAAUUCACCGCGGUCUCUCGUCAGGAUCAAGGGACAACUACAAUCCCCACGAGCAGCGUGUUGUCGGCAAGCAGAACAGAGAGCUAUACGGUGCUUUUGUCUUCUCUCCCAGAGCACAUGCCAAAAUUGUCAGCAUCGACUACAGUCCAGCUCUUGGACCAGGUCUGGCGCUCGGCUAUGUCGAUCAUAAUGAUCUAACCCCAGAGCAAAACAUGUGGGGUUCCAUUAGGAAAGACGAGCCGGUGUUUGCGGCUGGCAAGGUCGAAUCACACGGCCAAGUCAUUGGUCUUGUGUACGCAGAAUCGCAGCUGCAGGCACAAGCGGCUGCCAGGCUUGUUAAGAUCACCUACGAAGACUUGCCUGUGAUCCUUACCAUUGACGAAGCGAUUGCAGCUGAAAGCUUCUACCAGCAUGGCAAACAGCUGAAGAAGGGAGCUGCUAUCACAGAAGAUACCAAAAAAGCCAUGGACGAUGUCUUUGCCAAAUGUGAUCGCAUCUUCGAAGGCGUCGUGCGGAUGGGCGGUCAGGAGCACUUCUUUCUCGAGACGAACUGUGCACUUGUAAUACCUCAUUCUGAGGAUGGCACCAUGGAUGUGUACUCGUCCACUCAGAAUACUAUGGAAACCCAAGAAUUUGUCAGCCAUGUCACCGGCGUGCCCUCCAACCGUAUCAACGCAAGAGUAAGACGUCUGGGCGGCGGCUUCGGUGGCAAAGAAAGUCGCUCUGUGCCAAUUGCAUGCGCAUUGGCUGUGGCUGCCAAAAAGGAGAAACGACCAGUCCGAUGCAUGCUGACCAGAGAAGAGGACAUGAUGACCAGUGGCCAGCGACAUCCGUUCCAGGCCCGCUGGAAGGUAGGCGUCAUGAACGACGGCACACUGGUUGCCCUCGACUGUGAUUUAUACAACAAUGCCGGAUUCAGCUACGACAUGAGUGCCGCAGUAAUGGAUCGUGCAUGCACGCACGUUGAUGGGUGCUAUGAGAUUCCGCAUGCCUGGAUCCGCGGACAUGUCUGCAAGACCAACACGCACAGCAACACCGCUUUCCGAGGCUUUGGCGGCCCGCAAGCGAUGUUCAUCGCCGAAAGCUACAUGAUUGAUGUGGCAGAAGGGCUCGGCAUGUCGGUAGAAGAGCUGAGGCUGAAGAACUUGUACAAGCAAGGCGAUCUGACGCCUUUCCUUCAGAAGAUCGAUCAAGACUGGCAUAUCCCGCGGCUGCUGUCCCUGGUCCAGAAGGAAGCAGACAUCGACGCCCGUGCCGCAGCGAUCAAGAAGUUCAAUGCCACCCACAAGUGGAAGAAGCGAGGCAUGUCUGGCAUGCUGCCUGUGAAGUUUGGCAUAUCCUUCGCAACUGCAGUCCAUCUCAACCAAGCUGCCGCAAACGUCAAGGUAUACGCCGAUGGCUCCAUUCUGCUGACGCAUGGCGGCACAGAGAUGGGCCAGGGUCUGUACACGAAGAUGUGUCAGGUGGCUGCUCAAGAGCUCAAAGUGCCCCUUGAUGCAAUUUACACACAAGACACUGCCACGUACUCAACCGCCAAUGCCUCGCCGACGGCAGCAUCCAGUGGAAGCGAUCUCAACGGCAUGGCUGUGCUUGACGCCUGCAACCAGAUCAACGAGCGGCUCGCGCCAUACUGGGAGAAGUUCGGUCCCGGCGCAACGAUGAAGCAGGUUGCUCAUGCCGCUUACCUCGACAGAGUCCAGCUGUCUGCUGAAGGCUUCUGGAAAAUGCCGCGCGUGGGAUAUAAAUGGGGCAACUACGACGCAGCCACAGUCAACCCAAUGUACUACUACUGGACUCAAGGCGUUGGUGUCAGUGAAGUCGAGCUGGAUCUCCUGACAGGAGACCAUACCGUUCUGCGAACAGAUAUCAAGAUGGACGUUGGCCGCUCCAUUAAUCCUGCGAUCGACUAUGGUCAGAUCGAAGGUGCCUUCGUGCAGGGUCAGGGGCUCUUCACCAUGGAGGAGAGUCUCUGGACGCAGUCUGGACAGCUGUUCACGCGCGGUCCAGGAACAUACAAGAUCCCUGGCUUCAGUGACAUCCCACAAGAGUUCAAUGUUAGCUUUUUGCAAGGCGAGGAUUGGAGCCCAUUGCGCACUAUUCAGAGCAGCAAGGGCAUAGGCGAGCCGCCGGUGUUCCUGGGAGCUACGGUGCUGUUCGCUCUCAAAGAUGCGCUUGUGGCAGCUAGGAAGCAGAAUGGUGUGGACGAGGCGUUCGUUUUGGAUAGUCCUGCAACGGCUGAGAGGUUGAGACUGCUGGUUGGGGACGAUAUCCUGAAGAUGGGGACUGUGAAACCCAAAGAGGGCGAGCGGAACUUCCUCGUUGCAGUAGCAUAG